AUGUCGAAAGAUACUGAAGGUUAUGAACUUAUCGACGAUCAACCCGUUGAACAACUCGCCGAACAAUUGGAAGACACUCGUCUUGUCACCCCUUAUCCUGAGGAAGAUCAAGUGUCGACUAGCGAGACUUCGUCCGAAAGGAGUGAAAGUGGUUCGGAGGUAUGGGAAGAUUGGAAUCAUGAGAAAGAUGGUCCGUGGUGGGAAGGACAUGGUGUACAUCCUUGGACUUGGGGGAGACGUGGUAUGAAUUGGGGAAGAGGAGGUUUUGGAGGGUUCGGAAGAGUAGGAAGUGGAUAUCCGUUCUUCGGUCACAACUGUGGUCACCACGACUACCAUCAAGGGGAUAAUCAUGAUCGUGACUAUCAUCACUUCGGUCCCGGAUAUCACGGAUUUGGACCUGGGGGACAUCAUGGACAUUAUGGUCCACCUGGAUCACCGCAUCAUCAUAGUCCACUCGGUCCUCCUCCUCCUCCGGGUUUCUCGCCUCAUCAUGGACCUCCGAGUCACGAUUACCACCCUCAUCAUCAUCAUCUUCGUCCUCACGGUCCACCUCCCUUCUUCGAUCAUCCUGGUAUCCACCGUCGACACAGGCAUGACUUCUCUCAUCGAGCACGUCCUCCUUUCCCUCCGCUGUCUCAUUUCCCUCCUCCCCAUUUCCCAGGCCCGGAAGGUCACGACGAACCCUCUGGUCCUCCACACCAUCAUCGUGGUCCUCCGCCUCCUCAUCCUCCGCCUGGUCCUCCUCCAUUUCCCCCUCCUUCGCACCAUCCCGAACCUUACAGACCACCCAACGAGGUGAAACGUCAUAAUCAUAGACACAACCGACGACACCGUUCCCCUUCUCUCGAACGUCAGCGUCGUCAUCAUUCUCCAGACCAUGAUCAGCCUCGUUUUCACCGUCAUCGUCAUCCGCGUCAACAAACCUCUUCUCCGGAACCGGAACGACGUCGUCAACCAAGGAGAGAACAUGAAGAUACACCACCGUCUCCUAAAACCGGUCGAGGACAUUGGGUCUGGAUAGUGGAUGAACCUGAGGCUUAG
Tremella mesenterica DSM 1558 is the source of this 1041-nucleotide messenger RNA. RefSeq lists its product as uncharacterized. NCBI's taxonomy places the organism in Eukaryota, Fungi, Basidiomycota, Tremellomycetes, Tremellales, Tremellaceae. The transcript has a single exon. The record is from RefSeq and is a predicted model, not a curated record. Bases 1 to 1041 code for a protein of 346 amino acids.